Molecule: messenger RNA, 4178 nt
Organism: Bufo gargarizans (Asiatic toad)
Lineage: Eukaryota; Metazoa; Chordata; Amphibia; Anura; Bufonidae
Gene: REV1
Product: REV1 DNA directed polymerase
Exons: 23
Coding region: 226-3906 (1226 amino acids)
Biological process (GO): error-prone translesion synthesis; error-free translesion synthesis
Cellular component (GO): nucleus
Molecular function (GO): damaged DNA binding; deoxycytidyl transferase activity; DNA-directed DNA polymerase activity
Source: RefSeq, a predicted model, not a curated record
GACAGCAGCGGCACGGGGGAGGGGAGAGUUGACACACAGGAAGCGUUGCAGGGGGACACCGCUCUCGGGACCGUCCACUUGGAGACUGCCAGUGACAUCCGCGCUGUCUCACACGCAGUCAGUAGCGACUGAGGCGCUGCCGCCGGCUGAGGAGGAGGGCAGUCAUUCCGGGAAUGCUGGGCUUAGCCUGGGAGACAGGUGAGCGCUGCCUGCAGGACCUGCACAAUGCGUAGAGGAGGGUGGAGGAAUCGUACGGAAAGCAGUGAUGGCUGGGGUGCCACCGGGUACAUGGCGGCUAAGGUACAGAAACUAGAUGAGCAGUUUCGACUGGAUGCCCCACUGCAGCAACAGAAAGACGGAACAGCCACUAACAUCUUUAAUGGGGUUUCAAUCUAUGUGAAUGGUUAUACAGAUCCCACCGCAGAUCAGCUGAGACAUCUUAUGAUGCUACAUGGAGGCCAAUUUCAUGUUUACUACUCCCGUUCUAAAACUACCCACAUUAUUGCAACUAAUCUCCCAAACAGCAAAAUCAAACAGCUAAAAGAUGAGAAAGUGGUGCGUCCAGAGUGGAUUACAGAUAGCAUCAAAGCUGGACGGCUUCUUUCUUACGUUCCCUACCAGCUUUAUACAAAGCAGUCCAGUGUUCAGAAGACUUUGAACUUCACUUCCAAAUGUAAACCAGAAGAUCCAUUCACAAUAGACAGCAACCAUAAACUAAGCCAUUCCACUGCAAGCACCAUUCAGGCAAAUGGAACAAAUGGAUGGGAAGAGGAUAUUGAAAAGUUCAAUGAGGAGAAAGACUUUGAAAUAGAUGGUUUAGAAGACUUUUCUGAGCAGAGCAGAGAACAGAACUGCAAAGACAGCACUGUUGUCAUCAAUGGACACAACUGUAGCCCUAAUGGUGCCUUAAAGUCGCUGAAUAUAUCUGUGCAUCCAAGUAACCCCUUUGCAAGUAGACUUCAUUCAUUGAAUCAGCAGGAAAAGCCUAAUGUAGGCUCUACUGACUGCACUUUACAGCAAUUACAACCAAACCAUGGACAACUAGAUAUUUCAUUGGAUCCUUACAGGACCGAAUCAAGCUCAGUCUCAUCCUCAUAUUUGCACAAUAAGACUAAACUCAAUGGUGCUCACCACUCGCCUUCAAGCACAAAAAGCACUACCAUGCAUUUGCCUGCCAAGGCAGCCUCUCCACAACUGCCUAAAACAGCCGACUCCAACUUUAUUUCAGACUUUUACUCUCACUCUAGACUGCAUCACAUCUCAACAUGGAAAUGUGAAUUCACAGAGUUUGUACGUGAGCUACAGAGUCAGUGUAAUGGCAACUUUCCAGGUCAGGAGAGGUUAAAAAAAAUGACAGGAUCCGUGCCUGCUUCAACCCAUUCCAAGUGCCAGAACUGCAUAAUACAUGUGGACAUGGAUUGCUUCUUUGUAUCUGUUGGUGUACGUAACAGACCAGAUCUAAAAGGUAAACCUGUGGCUGUCACAAGCAAUAGGGGUAGUGGGAAAUCGUCUUACCGUGAAGGAGCCAACCCUCAACUAGAGUUACAGUACUAUCAAAAUAAGUCGAGAGACAAAACAGAUUCUGCAGUGGACAGUCUGAAUUCUCCACAAAGAAAUGGACACGACAUGGAUAGCUCUGUAUGGGACCAUCCAGAUCUUGCACAGAAAAAUGGGCUAGAUACGGAUACCUCACACCUGUCCUUUGCAGAAAUUGCAUCCUGUAGUUACGAGGCAAGGCAGGCUGGUGUGAAGAAUGGAAUGAUGUUUGGUAAAGCAAAGCAACUAUGCCCUGAUCUUCAAGUAGUCCCCUAUGAUUUUGAGGCUUAUAAGGAAGUAGCCAUGACUUUGUAUAAAACCUUGGCAAAUUAUACUCAUGACAUUGAAGCAGUAAGCUGUGAUGAAGCCCUGGUAGAUAUUACAGAAGUCCUUGCCGAGACCAAACUUUCUCCAGAUGAAGUUGCUAGUGCUAUUCGAGCUGAAGUUAAAGAGAAGACUUUGUGUACCGCAUCUGUUGGAAUGGCCUCCAAUAUUCUUUUGGCUAGAAUGGCAACCAGAAGAGCGAAGCCAGAUGGACAAUAUCACUUAAAGCCUGAGCAGGUUGAUGAUUUUAUUAGGGGUCAGCUAGUUAGUACAUUACCAGGAGUUGGCAGAUCUAUGGAGUAUAAAUUGUCAUCUUUAAAUGUAAAAACCUGUGGAGAUCUCCAAAAUCUUACAAUGUCAAAACUUCAGAAAGAGUUUGGGCCAAAAACUGGCCAGAUGUUGUACAGAUUCUGCAGAGGAUUAGAUGAUCGGCCUAUUAGAAAAGAGAAAGAGAGAAAAUCCGUAUCUGCUGAAAUAAACUAUGGCAUCCGGUUUACAAAGACCAGUGAAGCUGAAGCCUUUUUGAUGAACCUUGCAGAAGAAAUUCAGCGAAGGCUAGAAUCAGCUAAAAUGAAAGGCAGGAAACUUACGCUGAAGGUUAUGGUGCGAAAAGCCGGGGCCCCCAUAGAACCUGCAAAAUAUGGUGGUCAUGGAAUAUGUGACAACAUUGCAAGGUCAGUGACUCUGGACCAAGCCACAGAUAGUGCCAAGUUUAUUGGCAAAGAAACCGUGAAAAUGUUUCAGUCAAUGAAGCUAAAUGUAGCAGACAUGAGAGGGGUUGGACUUCAGAUGCACCAGUUGGUUCACACGAAUGUAUCUAAUGGAGGUUCCUUCUCAUCAAGAUCCGGUCUGUUGUCUGGAGCAUCCCGUUCACUAAUCGAUAUGUUUCAGGAAAAGAGGAAAAUGAAGCCAGUCAUGGAAGAAGAUGGCAAAAGAGUCAUUGUUGCUGCUUUCGAUGUUGAAAUUUCAUCUGCCUCAGACACGUGUGUUUCAGUCUUAUCUAGCCAUAAGAAUCUCACUUCUAGUCAGGAUCCAAGCACUAGCAAAGCAGAAUCUACUGGCCGGAAAAAUGGCUUCCAUUCCCCAAUCAAUGUGAAAUCAAGAGUAAAUUUUACAAUUGAAGUCCCAUCCCCUUCACAAGUCGACCCAUUGGUCUUAGAAGCACUACCCCCUGAUAUCAGGGAACAAGUGGAGCAGACGUUUGCCCUUCAGCACAAAUUGCCCCUUAGUGAAGGCAAAAAACAAAAUGGCUGUAGUACAAUUGGUUUACAAGAACAGCCGGUGGCAACUGUCCUUCUACAGAUCCCACCACUUUCUGAUCAAGCAGAAGAAUGUGGAAUUAAUGUCAUUGCCCUUCCAGCUUUUUCACAGGUGGAUCCAGAAGUGUUUGCAGCCCUGCCUGUUGAACUCCAGGAGGAGUUACGAGCUGCAUAUGGUCAGAGAAAUAAACAUUCUGAGAGCAACAUGGUUCCCAAAAAUGCUUUGCUCCAGCUCAAAAAACCACCACUGAAAGCAAAGAAAAGGAGUCGGAAGAAAAAUCAAGUCAGCCCUACAAAAAAGAUGCAUAGUCCUUUAAAAAACAAACUUUUUAGCAGCCCUGCUAAAAGUUUUUCAGCAAAUGGGAGUCCUCAAAAAACGAGAGAUGCCCUUCUGAAACAAGAAGCCAUACCUCAAGUGCAGUCUCAGGUUGAAAUAGGUCCUUCAACAUCAAAUGCUCAAGGCUCCAUGCCUGAAGGAUGCAGUUCUUACAGAUCAAAAGCGCCUAAUCUGGCCGGUGCUAUUGAAUAUAAUGAUGUGAAAACAUUGCUGAGGGAGUGGAUAACUACAAUUUCUGAUCCUAUGGAAGAAGAUAUAUUGCAAGUAGUGAAGUACUGCACGGAUCUAAUUGAAGAAAAAGAUCUGGAAAAAUUAGAUCUGGUUAUAAAAUACAUGAAAAGGUUAAUGCAACAAUCUGUGGAAUCCGUGUGGAACAUGGCAUUUGACUUCAUUCUGGACAAUGUUCAGGUUGUUUUACAGCAGACUUAUGGAAGCACGCUGAAAGUGUAAAAUGCAAUGAGAAGCACAACAUCCCAACUAUCUGGGAUCUUGUGGAGCAUUUGCAUGAUUUUAAAGCUUAAAAAUCAUUUUACAUUUCUUUUAAUAAAUAAUUUUGUACAUUUUCUUCAUAAAGUGCCAAAUUUGUCAGUAUUGCAUGUAAAUAUUUGUGUUUCAGAUUCCUUUAUUGUAGUAUAGGCUAUUUACAAAUCGUUUGUUUAUAAGAGUUUUAUGGAUUUUUACAGUGAAGUGUUCACACGUGUUUAAUAAAUAAGUGCAAUACA